GCGACACAUGAUCUGGUGUUCCUAAUUGGAGCUGUUGAACGUGAACGGUCGAAGUGUGGCCCGUGCACGACGCAGCUUCCUCUUGGCUUUCGCUAAGCGAACUAGCUCGCACAAUUGAUGGGUCAUCGAGGAAGGAGCACACAUCACCACACCCGCCAACCCGUCGCCCUCACUAACCGACAGACACAAAUCAGUCAAGAUGGUCAACGUUCCCAAGACCCGCCGUACCUACUGCAAGGGCAAGGAGUGCAAGAAGCACACCCAGCACAAGGUCACCCAGUACAAGGCUGGCAAGGCUUCUCUGUUCGCCCAGGGAAAGCGUCGUUACGACCGCAAGCAGUCCGGUUACGGAGGUCAGACCAAGCCCGUCUUCCACAAGAGGGCUAAGACCACCAAGAAGGUUGUCCUCCGAUUGGAGUGCACAUCCUGCAAGACCAAGGCACAGCUCGCCCUCAAGCGAUGCAAGCACUUCGAGCUUGGUGGUGACAAGAAGACCAAGGGUGCCGCCCUUGUCUUCUAAGCGUGUCUCUUUCUCUCUCUUUUGCUGGGCCUUCGGCGUAGUCUUCAGGCGGACGGGAUGGACGGCUUUCCCAAUCGACUCAUGCUGUGCAUCAAUGCAACGAAAUGAAAGCGGAGUGAUACGGAGCAUCUGGGGAUGAACAGGUUGCUACCCAUGAAUUCAACGGAUUGUAACCAACAUUUGCAUCAAAUCGAGCUCGAUUGAAAGGA
Messenger RNA from Boeremia exigua, 729 nucleotides. Its product is annotated as 60S ribosomal protein L42. The coding region runs from base 200 to 520 and encodes 106 amino acids. Gene Ontology annotation, cellular component: ribosome; cytosolic large ribosomal subunit. Lineage: Eukaryota; Fungi; Ascomycota; Dothideomycetes; Pleosporales; Didymellaceae. Gene Ontology annotation, molecular function: structural constituent of ribosome. The transcript is spliced from 4 exons. Gene Ontology annotation, biological process: translation. The record is from RefSeq and is a predicted model, not a curated record.